Molecule: messenger RNA, 2422 nt
Organism: Neomonachus schauinslandi (Hawaiian monk seal)
Lineage: Eukaryota; Metazoa; Chordata; Mammalia; Carnivora; Phocidae
Gene: ANKS3
Product: ankyrin repeat and sterile alpha motif domain containing 3
Exons: 15
Coding region: 7-1926 (639 amino acids)
Cellular component (GO): cilium
Molecular function (GO): protein binding
Source: RefSeq, a predicted model, not a curated record
ACAGUGAUGUCGGAGCUCAGCGAUGAAGCUAGUGAGCCAGAACUCCUGAAUCGCAGCUUGUCCAUGUGGCAUGGGCUGGGUGCUCAGGUCAGCCGGGAAGAGCUGGCUGUCCCCUUGGAUCUUCACACAGCUGCUUCCAUCGGCCAGGAUGAAGUGGUGAAGGAAUGUGUGCAGCGGAGAGAGUUAGAUUUGAAUAAGAAGAAUGGUGGUGGCUGGACCCCGCUGAUGUAUGCCUCGUACAUCGGACACGAUACCAUCGUGCACCUGCUGCUCGAGGCGGGGGUGAGUGUGAACGUGCCGACCCCGGAAGGGCAGACUCCGCUGAUGCUGGCGUCUAGCUGUGGCAACGAGAGCAUUGCCUACUUUCUCCUCCAGCAAGGUGCCGAGCUGGAAAUGAAGGACAUUCAGGGCUGGACUGCUCUCUUCCACUGCACUAGCGCCGGGCACCAGCAGAUGGUCAAGUUCCUCUUGGACAGUGGAGCGAAUGCCAACGUGAGGGAGCCGGUAUAUGGAUUUACUCCUUUGAUGGAAGCAGCUGCCGCUGGCCAUGAAAUAAUUGUGCAGUAUUUUCUCAAUCAUGGAGUCAGAGUGGACACAAGAGACCACAGUGGAGCCACAGCCCGGAUGCUGGCCAAGCAGUAUGGACACAUGAAGAUCGUGCGGUUGAUAGACGCUCACUCGCCUUCUCUGCCCAAGAACCUCUAUCGGAGCCCAGACAAAUUUGAAGAUCUAAGCUCUUCAGAUGAAUCCUGCCCUGUUCCCCAGAGACAGAGGCCCUGUCGGAAGAAGGGCCUCAGCAUCCAUGAGGGGCCUCGAGCCUUGGCCAGGAUCACAGCCAUCGGACUUGGAGGCAAGAUGCAGCGGCCUUGCUGUGAGCAGGUGCCUCUGCCGGGCUACGUCACCUUCAACAGCAGUGAUGAGAACCCGCUGGAAGGGAGGGGCCUCUGCUACAGGGACGUCACCUCCCCGAUCAAUGAGCGGGAUGUGGAGAGCAGCAGCGGCAGCAGUCGGGAAGAGCACGCCUUCGGCGCCAACCUGGGGGUCGGGAGGUGCAGCAGCAGCAGCGAGGGCCUGACAAGAGCCCUGGGAGUCAGCAGUGAGGCCUCUCUGGAGAGCAACGAGGAUUCGGAUCAUGCCUGUAAAAGUUCGGUUCGCAAGCAAACUAAAAGUUAUAUGAAGACCAAGAAUCGUUACAGUAACAGCGAGAGCCAGUGGCCUCCCGGCACCGGGCCUUCGGGGGCAGCCUCUUCCCCGGGAUCGAUGCCCCAGACCGAGAGGUCCCGCCAUUCAGGACCUCAGGACCUCGCCACGCUGCUGGAGCAGAUUGGGUGUCUAAAGUACCUGCAGGUGUUCGAGGAGCAGGACGUGGACCUCCGCAUCUUCCUGACCCUCACUGAGAGCGACCUGAAGGAAAUUGGCAUCACGCUGUUUGGGCCGAAGAGGAAGAUGACCUCGGCCAUUGCUCGAUGGCACAGCGGCGCCCGUCCCCCCAGCGAUGCCCUGGAGCUGGCCUAUGCUGACCGGCUCGAAGCCGAGAUGCAGGAGCUCGCCAUCCAGCUGCACAAACGCUGUGAGGAGGUGGAGGCCAUGCGAGGCCAGGUGUCGCAAGAGCAGGGACUGCGCGCCGUGCUGGAGAGCUGCCUCCUGGAGCAGGAUGGCGCCCAGAAGGACGUGCACGCCCAGCUGCAGGAGACCUGGGCCCUCGCCCGGGAUGCCGCUCUCAUCCUGGACCAGCUGCGAGCCUGUCAAGCCGAGCUGUCAGCCAGAGUGAAGCAGGAGGUGUCCAUCCGAGGGUCCCCCCUGGGCACAGCCCUCCCCACAGCUGACUCCAACGGCUGGCCAGCCUCCCUGCAGGCCCUGAGCCUCCCUGAGCUGUCAGGAGUAUUGGAGGAUCGAGUCCAGGAAAUGGAAUCCGACGUUGGGUGACUGAUCCACCCUGAAGCUGUGUGCCUGGAAGACAGGAGCGCGGACAGCAAGCGGCUGCAGCGGGCCGGAGGAUCAGGCCCCCGGAGCAGCAAGCAGGAUAGGGCUGGGGCGAGGAGGGAGGCCCACACCAAGGCAGGACGAGGGCCUCUAGGCCAGAAGCCCGGGGGUGAGGCCCAGAGCGGGCAGGGCCACGGGGAGAGAGCGGGUCCCCGUACACCGCAGGUGCCACACGGAGAGGACUGGGCACUUGGGCAGCGUAUGUCAUUGGCUGGAAAAUAAAAUGUAAGCUCUGCUGGUGAGGGGCUCCGUUCUGAUCCCGCCACCUGUAGUGCUGGCUGACAAACCAAAGCCGGGCAAGGCAGGCCGACACCACCGUGUGCAGAGCAGGGCAGACCGCCUGACCCCCUCCUGCUCUGCCAUCCCCUGCAUCGAGGGCUGCCUUUGCCCCGAGCCCCAUGGAGUCUACAGAAGCAAUCUGAAGAGUGACGCACACCCC